This is a messenger RNA of Culicoides brevitarsis, 1540 nucleotides long. RefSeq names its product reticulon-4-interacting protein 1 homolog, mitochondrial. Gene Ontology annotation, molecular function: oxidoreductase activity. The coding region runs from base 54 to 1373 and encodes 439 amino acids. The record is from RefSeq and is a predicted model, not a curated record. Gene Ontology annotation, cellular component: mitochondrion. Lineage: Eukaryota; Metazoa; Arthropoda; Insecta; Diptera; Ceratopogonidae. The transcript is spliced from 2 exons.
GUUGUUUAUCAACAUUUUCAUUCGCGAGUUUGUGUGUUCAGGUCGAUUUUUUGAUGAAUUCCCUCACGAAAGCACUCAAACGGGCCAAAUUCGGUGCAAAUCGAUGCAGUUUCGCGACAAUUUCCGCCCAGAAGCAGCAAGAAAGGCGAAAAAAGGUCCGAGAAUGGCACAUUUUGCGGUACGGAACACUCGACGAGCUCGUUUAUCGCGACGACUCGAAGAAACCUCAGAUAAAGGAAGCGAACGAAGUGAUGAUUAAAGUGAAUGCUGCUUCCGUGAAUCCCAUCGAUGUCGCAAUGAUCCGCGGAUAUGGCUCAAAUUUCCUGAAUCUCACGCGAAAACUCGUGAAUAACACGGAAUUUCCGCUUGGUAGGUGCUGUUCAUGGUCGAACGACAAGAAAAAUUCAAAGAAUUCUCAUUUUAAAUUAGUUGUCGGGCGGGAUUUUGUCGGGGAAGUUGUGCAAAAAGGCAUGAAUGUGCCCGAGAGGGAAGCGAGAGUCGGACAACAAGUAUGGGGAGUCAUGCCGGUGCAUAAACAAGGAUGUCAUCGUGAUUUUAUUGUCUUAAAUAAGAAUUAUUUGACAGAAAAACCCUCAAAUUUGCCCGAUACUGAUGUCACAGGGUUCUUGUACGCCGGAAUGACAGCGUGGUCUGGCAUCUAUGUCUCAGGAAAUCUCGGAGGACCCUUUGGAAUUGCCGGUUCAGGCGGCGGAAAAGGCAAAAAAGUGUUAGUUUUGGGUGCUUCGGGCGGCGUUGGCUCCAUCGCAACACAAAUUCUGCUGGCAGAAGGAGCAAAUGUCACCGUAACAUGUUCAUCGGAUGCCUUACCGUUCGUUCAAAGUCUCGGAAAUAUCCCAAAUAUCGUAGAUUACAAAUCUCCGCAUUAUGAACAAGACCUAAAAAGCAUGGGAACGUUCGAUUUAGUGCUUGACUGUGCAGGAAAGGGACCUGAUCAUGCCAAAGACCUUCCCUGUCCCUUUUAUACUUACGUUACCUUCAGUUCGCCAACGCUGCGCAACACCGACGAGAUGGGACUCAUCGCUGGCAACGUCAAAAACCUCGCAGACUUGAUAAAAUCCAACGUGGAAGCGAUCGGAGCGAAAAAAGGCAUCGUUAAAUGGGCAUAUUUCCUUCCCGCGCCCCAAGGAUUGACUUAUUUACGCAAAUUAGUGAACGAAGGAAGACUCUCCUCGGUUACAACGGCAAUUUUUCCCUUCGAAAAAGCCGAUUUGGCAUACAAGCGGGUCGAAGAACGACAUUUACGGGGCAAAGUUGUGCUCGAUUUCACAGGAAAAACCAUCGAACCGCAAUUAACUGACUUUUAUUUCAAAGAAAACGCGUCAGAAGUCGAAAAUGAGAAUCAAAAGCAAUAAAUUUUUAGUAUUAUCAAGGCACUUGGAGAUAAAUUUAUAUUAAUAGACGUAAAUUUUAUUGGAAAUUUGCCAAUUUGACCUUUUAUUUGAAUUCUUACCUUUAGUUUCGUCUCAAAAAAUAAACUUACAAAAAAAAAAUCCACAAAUAAAUGUAAUAAAUUUCUUUA